AUGUUAAUCCAGGUUUCUGCUCUUCUUGCGCCAACUUUGACAUCUGAUAUUGCAGGUGUAGUUCGCCAGCCUAGUUUUCCCUCUUCUCGUUCCACAAUGGCACGCGUGAACUGUGGCACGGCCGCAUGCUUGGCGGCUCUUCUUGUGGCGGUGUGUGUGCUGGCAGUUUCCCCAGCCGCAGUUGGAGCUGAAGAGACCCACAGCGCUAUUACCUACAACCCAGUCGACAUGUUCUUGAGCAUGAUGCGCGACACGCAGACUGCUGCGCGGGAGAACACUGAGGCGACACCUUCCAGAGUUUUCCUUCCGAUGCUCUUCCCUCCUCCAGUCCCACCUCAGCCUCAGAACGUGUACCACAAGCACGUCCAUCACUUGCCGAAGAAGACGCCCGACCAUAAGCCCCAUGGGCACCAUGGGUCUCACCCUCAUUACCCUCCGUACUUUCCCCCUCGGCCAAGGUAUUACUAA
Neospora caninum is the source of this 468-nucleotide messenger RNA. RefSeq lists its product as hypothetical. NCBI's taxonomy places the organism in Eukaryota, Apicomplexa, Conoidasida, Eucoccidiorida, Sarcocystidae. The record is from RefSeq and is a predicted model, not a curated record. The transcript has a single exon. The coding region runs from base 1 to 468 and encodes 155 amino acids.